UCCUUUAUAUCAGCCCCUGUUCCUUCAGCUCCUCAUUCAGCAAAUUUGCCUUGUUUUCUGGGUCAAUCCUAUUUUUCUUUUACAGAGAUCAACUUGCUUUAAAUUUUUUUAAUCCCUCUCAACGUUUGCUUUGACAACUGUUUUAUUGAACUCCUAGAACUUUAUUGUUAAAUGUGGUUUGUGUUUUCUCUUUGGUAAUAUCCAAUUUCCAACUAAUUAGGACCAACCCUCCUCUUGUUUACGCUGUUUCUAGAUAUACACCACUUGUAUUUUUUGGUUCUAGCUGUGCAUAUUGAAUUGCUGGAAAAUAUGGGUGCUGAAAAUCAAAGCUUAAAUAGAGAAUUUGGAGAAAAGGGUGUUGAAAAGAUCUCUGUUUCUGAUCAUAUUAAUGGAUUAAAGUGCACAAGCUCAAAAUCAGAGAGCUUUGUUGUGAAUAUGGAAACCAUAUCUCAUCUUGUGGAGAAAGAAAUCAGUGGAAAUUCAAGAAUUACUAGAAACUUGUCAAGAAAGGGUUCAUUGCGAGGCGGCGAGAAAAGAACAAACUUUAACGCUAUGAAUGAGAAAGACACUAACCUAAUGGCGACUUCACCAAGAGCAACUUUGCUAGCAGCUAACACUCCUGAAAAGACGACGGCAGUAACGGUGGGGACAGCCGAUCACAGGACACCAGACAUACGUAAUCAGAUCACAGCAGGGGCCGCCACCAGCAGUGUG
Molecule: messenger RNA, 714 nt
Organism: Nicotiana tabacum (common tobacco)
Lineage: Eukaryota; Viridiplantae; Streptophyta; Magnoliopsida; Solanales; Solanaceae
Source: RefSeq, a predicted model, not a curated record